Stegostoma tigrinum is the source of this 663-nucleotide messenger RNA. RefSeq lists its product as uncharacterized. Gene Ontology annotation, molecular function: protein binding. The coding region runs from base 96 to 503 and encodes 135 amino acids. The record is from RefSeq and is a predicted model, not a curated record. NCBI's taxonomy places the organism in Eukaryota, Metazoa, Chordata, Chondrichthyes, Orectolobiformes, Stegostomatidae. The transcript has 2 exons.
GCUCAUAAAACCCAUCCACCUGUCACCGAGCUUGGCAUUCAGACUGCUGUGCACGGACCUCACCUACUCUCCGCUGUUCGGUGACAGGGAACAGCAUGACCGAGAUUCACAAAGUGUUGCGGGAGCAGUUUCUCUGGGCACCGGUCAAGGUCCAGGAGCCCAAGUUCCCUGUUUCUGCAAAACCUGCUUCUCCACAGGCAAAGCCCCUCGACAGUACCCACCUGGAGGUACAGAAACCCGAGCCCCCGGUCCCCAGCAGCUCCUGCCAGCUCCUGCAAUUCCGUCUGAGGGGCUGUAACGGGCAGAAUGCCCUCAUGAGUGCUCGCUCCGACAGCACCGUCAUGGAAUUGAAGGAGAAGAUUUCCCUUAGCAUUGGGGUUCCCCCGAAGAAGCAGAUCCUGUACGUGAACAACCAGACCCUGCAGGAUGGCAAGGUGCUGCGGGAUUUUAACCUCCGAGGGCUCACUGACCUGCUGGUGGUACACAAGGUGCGAGGAGGGUAACGCUCCCCCCACCCUCCCAAAGAGAGGCAGGAAUUCCGGGAUGUCUCCUGAUCCCGGGAAAUGAUCGGUCUGUGUUUGAUGAAACUUCCUCCGUCGGUCUGAGAGCGGGAUGCAAUCUCCCAGACUGUGCCAUCUCCCUCUCUCUCUCUCUCUCUCCGUG